AUGGACUAUAUACGUAAUAUUUCUCGUCCUGUGGACGUUCCUGACAUUGGUCUCCUUUGUGAUUUGCUAUGGUUGGACCCUGAUAAAGAGAUUGAUGGGUGGGGUGAGAAUGACAGGGGUGUUUCCUACACCUUUGGAGCUGACAUAGUUGCUGAGUUCUUCAUAAACAUGAUCUAG
Messenger RNA from Miscanthus lutarioriparius, 177 nucleotides. The record is from the annotation of a GenBank genome assembly. Lineage: Eukaryota; Viridiplantae; Streptophyta; Magnoliopsida; Poales; Poaceae.